Oppiella nova is the source of this 1456-nucleotide messenger RNA. NCBI's taxonomy places the organism in Eukaryota, Metazoa, Arthropoda, Arachnida, Sarcoptiformes, Oppiidae. The record is from the annotation of a GenBank genome assembly.
UUGCAUUAAUUGACAAUAAUGUUCAAAUAGCUGGGAAUGAGACCUAUACUGAUGGCAGCAAUGGUAGGCAAUCUUCAAAUGGUCCAGUUGCUAGUGGAGGCCGGAUGUAACUGUAGAGCUGUUAAUAAAAAACACUACAAUGUUUUGCAUUGUGCUGUAAAACAUGACCAAACAGACAUUACUAUGUAUUUACUCGAAAAUGUUGAGGACCUGGACAUUAAUGCAAUUGACAAAUUGGGUCAAACGAGCUUACAAAUGGCAUCAAUUAAUAACAACCUGGAAAUCGUGCAAAAACUCAUUUCAUGCGGAGCUGAACUCAAUAUUAAAGAUAAACAAGGGAGAAGUGCUGGUCAUUGGGCGGCAUUCAAAGGACACGACGAGAUACUCACGGCUCUCAUCAAAGCUGGCAUUGAGAUCGACGACAGGGAUGGCGAUGGCAAGACUGCCCUCCAUUUGGCGGCUGAAUAUGGCUUCAAAGAUGCUUCAAAUACAUUGAUACAACAUAACUGUGAUAUUUUUGCAACUGAUUCGAAAGGACGGUCAGCCCUAAUGAUCGGUGCAGCCCUGGGCUAUGUCGAUGUGGUCGCCCUUCUGGUCUCAUACGGAGCUGUUCUCAACAGUAAAGAUAAGAACGGAAACACCGCCCUUCACUUAUGUGUUGUGGGAAAUCAUGUUAAAAUGACACAAUUUCUGAUAGAAAAGGGGGCAGAAAUAGAUUCACUAAAUAAUCGAAAUCAGACACCAUUAGUGGUAUCGGCAGAGUUAGGGCAUACAGAAGUGGCUGAAGUGCUGAUCAGAAACGGAGCUGAUCUACAGGUGCAGGAAAAGAGCGGAAGGACUGCCCUUUACGUGGCCUCCAGAGGAAGUUUUCAGGCGAUCGUCGAUAUGUUGAUUAGGGCUGAGAGGGAGAAGACAUUUAGGUUUAAGCCAACCAAAGAUGGAUUCGUACGAAACGCACGCAAAGAGACGUUUGAAUCGGACGAUUGCAAUGACAUCGACUCCAUUAACCAUUGCGAACACGAAAUCAAUCAAAACAUAUCAUUAAAUCAAUUGAAGAAAAUUCUGUGGAAUUUAUCACGAAAUCACUUAGAAAUGAAUGACUGGAAAAGAUUGGCUCGUUUUUGGGACUUUACUGACGAACAGAUCAAAGCCAUUGAACACCAGUACACUGGAAAGACCAGCUAUAAGGAGCAUAGCUAUCGGAUGAUGAUUAUAUGGCUCCACUCACUGCCCCCCUCUAAGAACCCAUUCAACGAGCUCUACGACGCCCUCAUUGCCAUCAAUAGGAAAGAAAUUGCCGAGAAAGUGCGGAAGAAAGCAGAGGAGGGAAACAUAUUUCGGUCGCAACGCUUCGGGUGUCAGUGUUUGCCCGGAAUCCCGGCCUCCCUUUGCCACUACUGUUGCAUAUCUUAGAAACUAAUUGUCAUUACUAUUACCGGUAAUACAUUACUCCAAC